This is a messenger RNA of Cryptococcus wingfieldii CBS 7118, 663 nucleotides long. RefSeq lists its product as hypothetical. NCBI's taxonomy places the organism in Eukaryota, Fungi, Basidiomycota, Tremellomycetes, Tremellales, Cryptococcaceae. The transcript has 6 exons. Gene Ontology annotation, cellular component: membrane; cytoplasm. The record is from RefSeq and is a predicted model, not a curated record. Bases 1 to 663 code for a protein of 220 amino acids.
AUGCCCAAACGGCUUUUAAACUCUGCCGUCCGGUUAUACAACAACAAUUUUCAGCGUCGGCCUGAUACGACGCUAAUCGUCACAAACGGCGCUUUGAAUGGUAUCGCUGAUGCCUUGGCCCAAGCGUCCAGCAUAUUACUACACAAACCCACCCCCCAAUCACCCCUAGCCCCGAAAUACGACUAUGCCCGGACACUGCGCUUCACCAUCUUUGGCAUGGCCAUGGGUCCCUUUGUAGGCCGCUGGAUGUCUUUUCUGGAGACAAGGAUACCCAUGGGUAACAUCGUGAGGAGUGGGAGGGUGGUGCUGCCGGGGAGGGUCGUGAAGCAGAGGGGAGGAGAUAAUGCACAGCUGGCAAAGAGAGUUUUGGCGGAUCAGGUGAUCAUGGGACCGAUAGAUCUAUGUCUGUUCGUGGGAUCAAUGGGGAUCAUGGAAGGACUGUCUCAGGCUUCCAUCAUUGAGAAAUUCCAAGAUGUACUCGCUCUUAUUGCAGAUUGGGCAUACUGGCCUAUAGCUCAGACGAUUAAUUUCAAAUAUAUGCCCCUUCAAUACCGCGUCCCGUUCCAGAGCACCUGCGGGAUAGCUUGGACUGUGUAUCUCAGCAUAUUGAAUGCCGAUGAAAAUAAGAAUCUGAAGGAGCAGCAUCAUACACCACAUGUCUAG